Molecule: messenger RNA, 4013 nt
Organism: Amphiprion ocellaris (clown anemonefish)
Lineage: Eukaryota; Metazoa; Chordata; Actinopteri; Pomacentridae
Gene: kcnk1b
Product: potassium channel, subfamily K, member 1b
Exons: 3
Coding region: 164-1171 (335 amino acids)
Biological process (GO): potassium ion transmembrane transport; stabilization of membrane potential
Cellular component (GO): membrane
Molecular function (GO): potassium ion leak channel activity
Source: RefSeq, a predicted model, not a curated record
AACGCCUCAAGUGCCACCGCAGGUUUUGCGAAGAGGGAAGAGGAUCCUCAUUUGCGCUUUGUCUUUUAACAACAUCCCUCUCUGUAGCUUAUAUUCCGUUAAAGUAACACGUUUCUUUCUACUAAAGUAACGCCGGAACAGCGAGGUGGUAAACCUCUUGAAGAUGCUUCAGUCUCUCGCCAGCAAUUCCUGUGUGCGUUUGAUACAGAGUCACAAAUCGACGUGGUAUUUUGUCUCCCUGGUCUUGGGGUAUCUUCUGUAUCUCAUAUUCGGCGCCGUCGUCUUCUCGUCGGUCGAGCUGCCGUAUGAAGACCUGCUUCGCCAGGAGCUGAGGUCCGUCAAGAAGCAGUUCCUCCAGGAGCACGAAUGCCUCUCCGAGGAGCGUCUGGAGCAUUUUUUGAAGAAAGCCCUGGAGGCCAGUAACUAUGGGGUUUCCAUUCUCAAUAACGCCUCGGCUAACUGGAACUGGGACUUCACCUCUGCGCUGUUUUUUGCUAGCACGGUGCUGUCCACCACAGGAUAUGGUCACACAGCACCACUGUCAGAUGGAGGAAAGGCCUUCUGUAUUAUAUACUCAGUGAUUGGCAUCCCCUUCACCCUCCUUUUCCUGACUGCUGUGGUGCAGAGGAUCAUGGUGUUGAGCACACGGAGGCCCAUCAUGUACAUCCACACACGCUGGGGCUUUUCCAAGCCGCUGGUUGCCAUUGUUCACGCCACUCUGCUCGCCACGUUGGCCGUCUCUUGCUUCUUUCUCAUCCCUGCUGCCAUUUUCUCAGCGCUGGAGGAGAACUGGAACUUCCUGGAGUCCUUCUACUUCUGUUUCAUUUCUCUCAGCACCAUCGGCCUGGGCGACUACGUACCUGGAGAGGCUGCUAACCAGAAGUUCAGAGAGUUCUACAAAGUGGGCAUCACUGUCUACUUGAUCCUGGGUCUGAUAGUCAUGCUGGUGGUGCUGGAGACCUUCUGCGAACUUCAGCAACUGAAACAACUGAGGAAAAUGUUCUACCUCAAGAAGGAGAAGCCACAGGACCGCCUCGCUAUUUUGGAGCACGACCACCUGUCCUUCACCACCGUGUCCAACAGAAGCACACCCCACAGCGACGAAAAAACCCAGCAGUUUGUUAGUGUCCCAACUCUGGCCUCUCCCAAUGAUGAUCCUAUGAUCCAGUAAAUGUCAGAGUAAACACCUAAUAGGGGAGGAAAAUAUGAAAGCAGGGGGUAAUGCACGCAAGAGUAGAGGUAGUAGAUAGAAUGAGUAGAUCACCAUCUCAGCUGUAGGCAUUCUGCAACACUCAGCCCUGCAAAUUUAGUAGUAAAACUGGCUGAGAAUACUCAGAUCAAGCAAACAGUCUUAUCUACAAAACCACAGUACUGACAAUAUAGUAUUACACAGCAGAGAUUAAAUUUAGGCACAUUAAUAAAGGAGACAAUAUUUUAACAGUGAUUAUGAACACAAAGUCAGGGAUAGAAGAAAAGGCUUCUGCUGUAUUUAUGACUCAGAAACUAAGCGCCUUUAUGAGCUGCAUUAUUUAUUGCAUAUUUAGGAAUACUUUACAAAGUAAUUGGUCUCUUAAAUCUAGCAGGAAUACAGGACAGAUCUCUGUUGUCUGUCACAAAAUAGUACAUAAAUAUGUAUGUAUCUUAUAAAUAGGGAUGUUUAACAGGUAUGUGGAAUGUACAUAAUCAGGUAAAUGUUUUAAAUGUACAGUACAGAGGCUCCUUGAAUUAACACACCUGCUAAAGAUGAGCCAAAGUGGAGCCAGAACAUACAAACAUCUACAAGUAAAUAGCAAUCAUUUCGGUUAACUUUGAGUUGUUUACUUGUAAUGUAUCUUCACAUCCUUUUUUUUUUUUUUUUUUUUUUUUAAGCAAUUUCUGUGGAGUGGUUUGUGAUUGGUGCAAUCUAAUCAGUUUGUUGCUGUGUGAGCUCUACAACGCUUUAUUGCAUUCCUAGCAGUUGAAUUGGCUCCUAUUGAUUUUUCUAAAAAAAAAAGUUUCAGGGCUCUGCUUCUGCAUAAUGUGGGUCACAAUUGACUGAAAGAGAGGAUACAGUUUGAAAGGAGGGACGAUGAAUCAUGUUUAUGCGCAAUAAACAAGGCAGAGUUCAGAAGAUGUCAUAAAAGUAUGCUAUUUUUAAAAAGUGAAAGCAGACUUUGCUCCAGGAGCUUCCAAGAAGAAACAAUAUACUCCAUGUGUAAGGACAGAGGUGUGUUUUGUAGCAUCUUUGGGUCAUCUUUAUAGAGGUGUUGACUUUUCUGGUUGCUAUCCACGUUGUCACAUUUCAUCGUGAGGGAAAAUAUUUUCUCAUGUUGCAGUGCUAUUUCAGAGUCGUCCAUGUGUGAAGCACUAUAAUUUAUUGAUUUCGUCUGAAUGGCUUAAUGUGUGAUGGACUGUGUGAAAAGGGAAGUGAGGUUAGCCCAGCUUGUAAAGGGAACUAUAGAGGGCUGGCCUGUUGCAUUUUACGGUCAAUGAAGAGAGCUCUGUUUGGUACAGAAAAAAAUAACGGUUGAAGUUUCUCUAAAAGAAAGGAGUUCAGAUUUCAUCCAUGAAAACAGCAGAUAUUUUUAUUCAAAUGGCACUUGUGGAUGAUCUGUAAAAGCUUGGGAAUUGCUCUAAGCUAGUAAAGCAUUUGGUUGAACUAUUUUACUGCAUUUGGUAAAUUUGAAUGUAGAAAUGUAUAUUUUUGAAUACGACAUAAGGGAAGUUUGCAACAUUUUGUGACGUAGUGAAAGCAAUUCUGUACUAGAAACAGUACAGUAGGAAAACUUGAAAUUAUGAUUUCAAGCAGCAGGAGUGCAGCUAGAACAUCCCAGGUCUAACUAUAUACCGCGUCAGUUUUAAAUCUGCUUGUCAAACUAGAACCAUGUUCAAUAUUUAAAGCGGUGGAUAUACACGCUUGCAAGUUUUUAUGAGAUAUCGCUCCUCUGUAGUUUUAAGAAUAUAUUUCUAAGUUAAGGAAAAGGUUUUUGUCUGAAGGAAUAAUUUCAAGUCAGUAUCCGUCCUUUAAUAUCCCGCUUUGUGUACAGACGACCACACAAACAGCGCAGCGUACUGCUGUAACGACAAUGUUUUUGUCAUUUUUUAUUUUGUAGUACAAAUUACAAGAGAGACGUGCAUUUUAAAUUAAUUUUAACAAUGUCACAGUCUUGAUAAGGAGUUGAAGUUCUGACCUCAUUUUCUCUGGUACAUUUACACAUCAAGACAAUGUCGCAGCUUUUUUUAAAGUCUUGAAUGUCAUGUUUUUUAAUGCUUUUUGCUACAGUGAGAUAUGAGGCCUGGUCACAGCGCAGCUUUAGUCGUUGCUGCUCUGGAUUAUUUGAAACAUUUGCGUAAAGGUGAGCUCAAGUGAAGCAUCAAGGCCGCUUGUAAAAUUAGCUUUGACUGUGUCAUCCGAUUCGUUCACUGAUCUUUAAUAUUUUAUGGAUCACUUGUUCUUUUUUUUGUUUUAACCAUUCUGGGCCUUCAUGUGAAACAGUGAUAUCCUUCAGUUUGUCUGCUGAGAAGAAAGGGAACUUAAAUUUUGCAAACGUGGAUUUUCUCUUUUACUGUAAGAUGUUUCACUGUUUUGUAGAUACCUUAAAUAGAUUGAUGUCAAGGCUUUGAUCCUGCAGCGCUACUAUUUUCAGCAGUGUUUGUCUUCAUGCACAUACAGUUUGUCUUGAAUGUGAAAGCUGUCAGGUAAAGUAGUUCUAGUUUUGUUCAGGGAAUACACAUUGUGUAAAGGAUUACAAAUGGAAGCACACUGACAUUAUUUAUUUAUGCUGCGAAAACAGACAUGUUUGGAAUUUUUGUAGUCAUAGGUUUUUGUAGAUUUCAUAUCUCUUCUGUUGUUGUGGUGGAUACUCUAGAUUCAUAUGCACAGCUCAGUAUUUCAUUGUUGCAAUACCAAUAUUGUAAUACAGGGUUGCAAUGGAGUAGUAAGGUUUUUAUGUGAAAUUCAUUUUGUCAUAAGAAACAAACACAUGAACUGUACAAUAUCAGUAUGUCUUAAAUAAAGUGUUGGUUUCAUUUUA